UCCUGUUGACCAUGGGCUGCUGAUACAGUUUCUUCAUUGCAGUUUAUACUAAUAACUCACAGUGCUGCAGAACUCUGCUUACUCUUCUGGACUUGACACAGUUUCAAAAUCUUCUAUGGAAGAAAUUAUGAUUAAAAAUCAAGAGUCCUUAAGCAAUGACAGCAUUUAUUGUGAACAAGAUUCUAAGUACAAACAACAUGUAUAUAGUGCUGUUUACAUUGUUGUGUUUUUUAUCGGGGUUCUGUUUAAUGGAGCAGCACUAUAUGUCUUCUGCGUGGUCAAUAAAAAAAGAGGACCAUCAACAUUAUGCUUGAUGAAUCUCGCAGCUGCCGACCUCUUCUUCAUAAUAUUUCUCCCCUUGAGAAUAACAUACUUUCAAAUGGAUGCAACAUGGAUCUUUGGAGACAUCAUGUGCCGUGUCACAACUUACUCUUUUUAUUUCAGCAUGUACACCAGCAUCUUCUUCCUAGCCUGUCUCAGCCUUUUCAGAUAUUACUCUGUUACAUCUUACAAAGUAAUCAAUGUGAAAAGGGUCUCGAAGAUAUGUGUGAUCAUUUGGCUCUUCACAGGAAUUAGCACAACACCUUUCCUGUUCACUGGCUCCCACGUCCGCAAAAAUGUAACACGGUGCUUUGAGCCCUCAGGCUUGUCUGCUUGGACCAAGAUAAUGUACAUGAACUAUUAUGCUCUGAUUGUUGGAUUCAUCAUUCCAUUUUUGACCAUUUUAGUAUUUAAUGGAUUACUUAUCAGGUAUAUAUUACUGAUACCUAUGGAGAAAAAACACGUUCGAAGACAAGUCACAAUGAUUGUAUUGGUCUUAAUAGUUUGCUGUGUUUGCUUUUUACCCUACCACAUUCAGAGGACAGUACAUUUACACUAUUUGGUUCAUCACCCCGAUAUCUGUAGCUUGCACGAUGUUCUAGAACGCACUGUUGUGGCCACUCUUAGUUUAGCUAUACUGAACAGCUGUCUUGAUCCUCUAUUGUAUGUUUUUGUAGGCCAUGGUUUUAAAACAUGGCUACUUUUAUUAUGUAAAACUAAAGGUAGUUUAAAUGUGAGACCUUUGUCAACUGAAUCUGGUGAUGUAAACAAUGUGUUGGUGGAAGAAGUACAGAUGGAGGAAACUUUAGUAAGAAAGACAUAGCACAUUUUUGACCAUGCCCAUGUGAUUCUGCUCCAUGUUGUUUGCUGUGAUGAGUAGUGGUUAAGCAUGUAUUCAUUUUAACAAAGGGACAUAAAUCACUUUUAAACAACUGUCUCAUUUAAAACUUUCCGUUUUAAUUAGACCGUUGCCUCAUUCCGCAGGCUGAAAAAUGCAGGUAUA
Pelobates fuscus (common spadefoot toad) is the source of this 1324-nucleotide messenger RNA. Its product is annotated as cysteinyl leukotriene receptor 2-like. Bases 116 to 1144 code for a protein of 342 amino acids. The record is from RefSeq and is a predicted model, not a curated record. Gene Ontology annotation, cellular component: plasma membrane. Gene Ontology annotation, molecular function: G protein-coupled receptor activity. Gene Ontology annotation, biological process: G protein-coupled receptor signaling pathway. Lineage: Eukaryota; Metazoa; Chordata; Amphibia; Anura; Pelobatidae. The transcript has 2 exons.